Molecule: messenger RNA, 4311 nt
Organism: Paramacrobiotus metropolitanus
Lineage: Eukaryota; Metazoa; Tardigrada; Eutardigrada; Parachela; Macrobiotidae
Exons: 8
Coding region: 191-3874 (1227 amino acids)
Biological process (GO): DNA topological change
Cellular component (GO): nucleus
Molecular function (GO): DNA binding; DNA topoisomerase type I (single strand cut, ATP-independent) activity
Source: RefSeq, a predicted model, not a curated record
UUCAAAAUAAAUCUGAAAAUCAAACGAUUCUAAUCAAUUUUUUUAAAUUAUUGCAUAGUUGCAACCAUGAUCGUUUCAUCAGUAAUUAGGUGUAGUUGGAAAGGCUAGAAUUAUUAAGCUGCUCCGUUUUAUCAUGUACUGUUAAUUUUACUAUAUUAUUUUGCUCUUUGCGCUUUUCACAACAUCCGCGAUGAAGGAAGUGCUAAUGGUAGCAGAAAAGCCAAAUUUGGCUACGGCUUUGUCGAAUAUUCUAUCCAGAGGCAACCUCCAACGAAUGCAUAUUGAUAAAAGAUUGAGCAGAGGACUCCCACUUUUUGAAUGGGAUGGACCAUGGCCGCACACCCACGAAAUGGUUCGCUACAAAAUGACUAGUACAUACGGACAUGUGAAAGAAAUUGCUUUCGAGCCGGAAUUCGAUGACUGGCGCAAAGAUCCGGAUGGAUUGUUUUCGUGUGGCACGUUCAAAAGAGAAUGCAAUCCGGAAUCGCGCGUGGCCCAACAGCUGAAAACAGCGGGACGGGGCAUUGACUAUCUAGUAUUAUGGCUGGACUGUGAUAAGGAAGGCGAAAACAUUUGCUUCGAGGUGAUGGACAUUGUCAGUCCGGUAAUGAAGUCUUUCCCGCACGAACAGAGAAUUUUUCGUGCACGCUUCAGUGCCUUGACCGAAUCCGAUGUGAUGGAUGCGUUUUCAAAUUUACGCUCGCCAAAUCGCAACGAAUCUCUCUCCGUGGACGCGCGGAUGGAGCUUGAUUUGCGGAUAGGAUGUGCAUUUACACGAUUCCAGACGAGAUAUUUUAUCCGAAAAUAUGGAAAAGAGACGCUCAAAACAACGACCAUUCCUUUCGGUCCGUGUCAGACACCAACCUUGGCCUUCUGCGUGAACAGGCAUAACGAAAUUGUUGAAUUUCGAGGGGAAUGUUAUUACAAGAUCGAAGCAAAUGUAGAUGUCCCAGGCAGUGGAACGUUACCAUUGAAGUGGAAGAAAGGCCGGACUUUUGACCGGUGCGAAGCGGAUGAUAUAGUGCGCAAAUUGCAGUCUCGCCGUAUUCUGCAGGUUAUGGACGUCACGGCUGAGGAGAAGCGAAAACUACGCCCUGUGGCGCUAAAUACGGUGCAGUUACUGCGGAUGGCGAGCUCGUAUUUAAAAAUUUCUCCAAGUGAAGUCAUGGAGACCGCCGAGCGUUUAUAUAUGGAUGGGUUUAUUAGCUACCCUCGCACCGAAACCACCCAGUACCCGGCUAGUUUUGACCGUUUGUCGUCUCUUUCGAAUUUGAAGGGAAAUAAUGAGUUCAGCUCCACAAUUGACCAGCUGAUGUACGAUAUGCCGGACACUCGUCGCACCGGAAAAGAUGUCGGCGAUCAUCCACCUAUCAUUCCGUUGAAAAGCGCCAACGGUCGACUGAUGCAGAAUGAAAGAAGCUAUAAUCUGUAUCAAAUGAUAUGCAAACACUUCUUAGCUAGUCUAUCGUCGGAUUGUCUUUACUUGGAAAAAACUGCAGUAUUUGAUGUGGACGGGGAAAAGUUUGUUCUGGAUGGAAUCGAGGUGUUGCGGAAUGGCUUUACAGACAUUCAUCAACAUCAGCGUAUCCGAGAUAAAUUGAUUCCCAAUAUCCGAACGGGUAGUAGCGUCGGUGUGAGCGCCUGUUCUGUACGGGAAGAUAUGACGACUCCUCCAGAUUACUUGACGGAAAGUGAUUUGAUUCAACUUAUGGAACAGCAUGGCAUCGGAACCGAUGCAUCCAUUCCUGCGCAUAUUCAGAAUAUUUUUAAACGGAAUUUCGUACAGUUGAAUGCUGAAAGGAAAAUUAUUCCCACCCCUAUGGGACUGGCACUGAUACAGGGCUAUCGGGCCCUUGAUGAAGAUUUGGUCAAGCCGCAAAUGCGAUCUACAAUUGAACGAGAUCUGUCAUUGAUUGCGCAGGGAUCUGUAAAAAAGGAGGAUGUUGUGAAGCACGUCAUCGAAAUAUAUCGGGCAAAAUAUCAGUAUUUGACAAGCAAUAUCAACGUACUGGAUGCGGAGAUCGCCCUGCUUCCAUUGAUUGAGGAGUUUUUAAGAAAGCCGCAGAGUACUGGCAGCAUGCCACCGUCCGGCUUCGUAGCGACGAAGAUACCGGAUCGACCGCGUCGAGAAUUUCCAGUGAUUAACAAACGGAAAAUGCCUCUUCAUGUAUCACCAAUUAAGAAACGGCGCCAUCAGAGUCCAGAAGAUGGCCGAAAUGCUAAUGAAGUCCCCGUUGGUAAUCCUCCGGUAUUACCAUCGGCUACGCCCGCUGAAGGGAGCCUCACACAGCGGCUAAUGGCUCUUGCGUCGGCAUCUAAGCCAAUUGCGCCCAUUCGAGCUGAUUUUCCUGAAAGACCUGAUCGAACAAUUCGCCCGGAAAUUUGUAGUCCAGUACAACCGCCGAAAACCUUGUCAGUAGACAAAAUAACGAAACCUGUGUUCGGAAAGGCAUCAUUCGGCCAGAACCGUUCGGAACCAGAUAGAACUGGCAUUUUGCCAUCACCUGCGUUACUCCGUUGCCCUUUGGACCAUAAAUUUGAUAAUAAAACAGCUGUGGUUACUCGCUGCUGUGAUAUGGAUGCUCCGACCGCUUUAGCUGCUUCCUUUGCUCCCCAUCCUCAACAGAAAACCCUUUCGCCGAUAGCAAUGAUUUCACCUCGUCGAAAUGUGCCUGCGGGAAACACUGUUGAGCCAACGCAGACCAUGACGCCGACAAUUCUCCCCAGUGCCCAAAGUCAUUCACGACAUAGCGUACCGCAGUUGCCCUUGAUACCUUCUAGGACGAUGGUAUCAGAGCCGACUCCGAACCGUGACACUAUAAAUCGUGACCAUGAGCAAACAACUAAUCCAUCCGCAAAUAUUAGGCUACCUCCAGCCGAAUUAAGCCAGAUAGAUGUUACAAGGUCAAAACUGGCAACCUCGGUUUCCAGCAAACCACCUCAGCUUUCUCAGGUGACACCAGUCGUUCAAUGCGGCUACUCAACGGAGACCAUCCCGAAAACGGUCAUUGAUUUCAUUGUUCCCUCCACUCCUGUUGAGCCUUUGCUUGGUAUUCCUGUGAGCAAUGCCGAACAAGCUCCCUCCGAGCCGCUGGUGAUUAUCAAACAAGAACCGCAGACUGAAUAUCCCGGUCAGACGUCAUCGGUCGCUUCGGUUCCAAGUCAGCCGCGCGAUUUUUCAUCAGAUUCGUGUAUUGCUGAGUACAGAAGUUAUGGCUUCGUGAGCCACCAGUCUAUUGCGAUCAAAACAGAGGUAAGCGAUCCGUAUUGGACCGCCUCAGUUAAGCAAGAGCCCUUGGAUAAUAGCUGGAGCGUUCCGAACAGCAGCAGUAGCGCUGGCUUUAUGAGGAAUUUUGUUUCGAAAGUUCGGUCAGAUAUUAUGGCCGAAUUCGCACGGCCCGUCGCAGCCGUCCAAGGACAAAGCCAUAAAGCCCAACUUCCUGUCGGCAGAGCGUUGUUCGCAGCAGUCUCGGCAAAUGUUGGUGGUGAUGUUCGGCAGUCUGAUCCAGAGUCUUCAUCAAUUUCAUGUUGUGUAGAACAGUCAUCUAGUUCACGCUGUUACCAGACAGUUGAGACGGACCACAUCAGCGAGUCAUUUCGGCAGACUACUCAGCACUCUGCACCGCCGUUAUUGAAAAACUUCAGCACUAAAGGAAAAACUCCAGUACAGGCAGUUUACGAGUAUUGCCAAAAAGUCAAAUUUAAUCCACCCACAUUUGAUUGUAUUGCCAUAGGAUCCAAAUCUCCUGAGUUUUCAUGCAAAUUGAACGUUAAUGGAUCAGAAUAUGGACCAUUAAGCGCUGCUAACAAAAAGGAUGCAAUGAAAAAUGUGGCAAGAUAUUUUUUGACAAAACUGGGUUUUGCUCUUGAUUAGAGUAUUCAGAGUAUGUUUUGCAUGGGUGAAUUUUAGUCAGUGAUUUUGUGACUGCAUGUACUACUGUUCUAACGUUUACUCGGGGUUGUCAUAUUAAUUUUCAGAUGUCUUAGCGUUAGGACAUAUUCUAAUAUGUAUCUGUUCAGCGCUACUGAGUGUAAACAAAAUCGAGUAAUAUGUACCGAUAGAUAUUUUGCGUCGAAUUCUUGUUGCAGCGUACGUUUUGAAAACACGGGCAGACAGGGAAUUCUGAUAAAAGUUUUCGCUUUGUCAUGUGCCAGUACUGGGUACACAGAAGGAAUGCCAAAACACAGAAGGACCGUAUACUCGUACCAAAAUAUCAUAAAAAGAGUGAAUUACAAAGAUUAUGAAUACUGUAGUUUUGUCUCUCCUUUCUCGGUAAUCAACGCCACAAGGCUACCAUUGUUCGGGCGAGU